This is a messenger RNA of Cantharellus anzutake, 1590 nucleotides long. RefSeq lists its product as uncharacterized. The record is from RefSeq and is a predicted model, not a curated record. The transcript is spliced from 9 exons. NCBI's taxonomy places the organism in Eukaryota, Fungi, Basidiomycota, Agaricomycetes, Cantharellales, Hydnaceae. Bases 1 to 1209 code for a protein of 402 amino acids.
AUGCCGCCCGUGAGACCGAACGUUGUCCGAUCUCUUCUGGUGUUGGCUUAUGCCAUCUGGCUGGCUUCUGCUCAAUACACCGCUACAUAUUUGCCAUGGAAUACCCCUAAGCAGUCUGAAAAGGGACAAUAUGGCACAAAUCAGUGCGGUCAGACUGCCCACCAGGACUCCAGAUGUCAGAAUGUCUUCAUUAAUUCAGGGCAGGACUUUUGUUUGUGGGGACCCCCGUCUCCAGGACCUGAUUCAACUGUUGGAGAUACAGAGUCUAUCGAAGUCUCUUGGUGCACUAAGGACGGUUACGGGACGCGGCUCAUUCCCCCUGGUACCUUGUACAGCGUUCAUUUCGUGCAAACACCAGAUUAUGUACAAGUCACUGGCGUGGGGGAUUUUACGAAAAUGAAUAUCCCCAAGGGUGACGAGGGAGGGGAGCUUGAUCCACACGGCGCCACUGGAGAGGGAAAUCCUAUCGGCGGCCUCGUUUUCUCUAAUGCAUUUGGAUCUUACCAUCAGAUCCAUGAAUGGACGAACUUUAUGAGCGACAACGAAUAUUGCAUACGUGGGUGUAAGGACGGAAAUACAACUCGUGCCAAACAACUUUGCGGCCACAUUUACGAUCUCAUGGGGUGCAGGUGGAAUAUGCCCGCCAAUUACAACCCAGGGAUCUUCGAGAAUUGCAUGGGCGACACUGGUUUGCCUAUGGGUAUAUAUGGCACCUCCACCUUUCACCAAGGCAGCUCCCUCACCCCCUCACCACAUCCAGCCCCCAAAUCAUCCAAGUGCGUUCCGAUAGGGUCGAUUGGCAGCGGACCCGCCGUUUCUCAUCAGACUCCGUCCCAUCCUGCCGCCACCACUAAAGCACUCUUAAGAACCUCGUCAUCACGUUCAUCUUCGGUCAGGGCGUCGACUUCGAAACGUUCCUCUUCAAGACUUUCUCCUUCCCAUCCAAGGGAAACUUUGAUUACCUCCAUUGGACGACACAUGUUCCCUCUGAUGACCGAUUUGAGUGCAACACCUCAUCCGAGUGCUCAUCCCACCACAAGUGUCACGUCUGAACCGAUGUCAGAUACUUUCACGUCAGUGGUCGUGAGUGGCUCCUCAAUAUUAUCGACCACUUCUGCGACACGUACGGGCGGUUCUCAGCCCCUCGCCAAGAUCUCCACAAUUUGGGCACUUCUGCCACCACUUUUGACUAUUUUGGUUGACAUUUGACCGAUCAUGGUGCCUCUUUAUUUCCUCCUUUCCUUCUUGGUCCUUUAUCCAUGCUGUCCAAAAGACGAAGCAUGGAACUCAAAUCUUUGAGCGAUGUGGCAACAUGGAUACUAUUUGGUAGUCCCUUCCAUCAGUCCUUCUUCUCCGUCACUUUACCUUAUGUUUCCGCUCUUCGUAUGUUCGUGACCUACAUGAAAGGUUUCAUCAGGGUUUGAUGGACUCAUCGCGGGUCUCAUCUCUGCUCGUUUUGGGUGUUGUGCGGCGUGGCAGUGCUAUGCCGCUGAAUUAUUAUCACCAAGACUUGCUAAACCUUAUAAACGGGAUUGCUGAGGGUGCUCACCCUCAUCUUUAAAAUAAUGUCAACGACUGAAGUUGACCCUA